AUGAACACUCAACCUACACCACUCAUGGCCCAUGAGUACAAGGCCAAGUUACCAUACCCUCAAAGAUUCCAAAAAGCAGAAAAAGAUAGGCAAUUUGUCAAAUUCUUAGAAGCUUUCAGGAAGUUGGAGAUCAAAAUCCCCUUUGCAGAGGCUCUUGAACAAAUACCUUCAUAUGCUAAGUUCAUGAAGAAAAUACUGAAUAACAAGAGGGAUUGGAGGGAAAUAGAGACAGUGGCUCUUACUAAGGAGUGCAUUGCAAUUAUUCAGAGGAACCUUCCUCAGAAACUACAAAGACCCCCUAACACUCUUCCCAGAGACACAGAGUUGAAUCCAAGAGAAGAGUGUCUGGCCCUCAUUAGUACCAAGGAGAUGAGCCUAAGAUGGUACACACUGGAGUUCGACAUUGAAAUUAGAGAUAGAAAAGGGUCAGAAAAUCAAGUGGCUGAUCAUUUGUCAAGGAUUGAACCUGAGGAGGGAACACCACUUCCCACUACUACUGUGACUGAGACCUUCCCAGAUGAAUACCUCUUUGUGAUCCAAAAGGUGCCAUGGUUUGCAGACAUUGUAAACUAUAAGGCAACGAGGUUCAUUCCCAACGAGUACACCAAACAACAAGUCAGAAAACUUUUGCUUGAUGCCAAGUUUGGUGUCCUAAGGACACUGAUUAGUGAUGGAGAUAGUCACUUCUGCAAUAAACAACUGGAGUCACUUCUGCAGAGCCUUCAAGACCCCAUUGGAAUGUCACCUUAUCAGUUAGUCUAUGGUCAGGCCUGUCAUUUGCCAGUAGAGUUGGAGCACAGAGUAUACUGGGCAACAAGGUUUCUGAAUUUUGAUGCCAAGACUGCAGGAGAGAAAAGGUUGCUCCAACUAAAUAAACUGGAUGAAUUCUGGCAUGCUGCCUUUGAGAAUGCCAAAGUCUAUAGGGAAAGGGCAGAGAAGUGGCAUGAUAGGAAGAUAGCCUCAAAAGUUUUCGAGCCCGGCCAGAAGGUUUUGCUAUUUAAUUCUAGGCUCAAGCUAUUCCCUAAAAAGCUCAAGUCAAGAUGGUCACGACCCUUUGUCGUCACUGGAGUGUCCCCCUAUGGUCAUGUAGAACUUCAACACUGGAAUGUAGACAACAGAUUCAUCGUCAAUGGCCACGGAGUAAAACACGACCUAGGGGAUAAGAUUGUUCGCGAGCAACCCACCCACCUACUGACUUGA
This is a messenger RNA of Arachis stenosperma, 1200 nucleotides long. RefSeq lists its product as uncharacterized. Bases 1 to 1200 code for a protein of 399 amino acids. The transcript has 4 exons. The record is from RefSeq and is a predicted model, not a curated record. Lineage: Eukaryota; Viridiplantae; Streptophyta; Magnoliopsida; Fabales; Fabaceae.